GCUGUGUGCAGGUAAAGAGAACCAAGCAGCAGAAAUUAUAGAACAUACAUUAUUUGUUCUACGUUACUAGACUAUGAAACGCGAUGGACAGACACUGUUCUGUUGAAGAACAGCACGUUUAUGUCACAAGAACGAAGAAUUGAAGCCCCGAGCACCAAAGUAAAAGCGUACAAAACCUUGGAAAGAAAAUCUCGUGUGAACGUUUGGCUGGGGCAAACAUUUUACAAGGAACUUCGACAGCUGCGUGUUUUCAAGCAAGCCAUCAACAAAGAAUGAAACCCUUCAAACGAGCUCUGGAAGAGGAGCGGAUGCGAGAGCAGGAGCUGUCAGCCAUGUCUGACAGUGACCCCUUUGAGGACGACAGCUUCCCUCUCGACCUGUCUGGAGGUGGUGGGGGCUCGGGCAAGCGGCGUCGGCGUGGCAACCUGCCCAAGGAGGCGGUGCAGGUGCUGCGGAGCUGGCUGUACGAGCACCGCUUCAACGCCUACCCCUCAGAGCAGGAGAAACUCGGCCUGUCAGAUCAGACCAGCCUCUCUGUGCUGCAGAUAUGCAACUGGUUCAUCAACGCCCGCCGCCGCCUCCUCCCUGACCUGCUCCGCAAGGAUGGCAAAGACCCUACCCAGUUCACCAUCUCCAGGCGGGCAGGGAAGAGCGAGGGCCGCCCAUCCACUGGAGGAUGUGGUGGAGGUAAUUACCCUGAAAGCCCCACCUCCUCAGUCCCCUCUCCAGCCCUGCCCCCUCUCAGGCCCUCUGUCAUCCGGCCAGCCCCCACACUAGACCUCAGCCUCCUGGGAAAUACUGCCACUACCAUCCUUUUGGGAGCUGGCUACCCCGGCCAAGAGGGCUACUGCGUCCAGGCCCUGAUGCAGUUGGACAUGCAGGGUCUCCUGAGGAGGGUGGCUGAGGAGAACAGCUCCAAGGUUAUCAGCGCCAGCCCCACUGGCGGGCUAUUCAACACGCCGCCCCCCACACCUCCAGAGCUGUGCCCCAGCCAGGACUUCAGUGACCUGAGGUUGCUGGUGGAUGCAGCUCUCCAGAGGGCUGCCGAGCACGAGAGUCAGAAGAGGCUGCUUCAGGAGUACCAGAGCAGGGCCGCUACAGAAGCCACAGGUGGCUGCAGCCACAGCAGCAGUGCUAUGGGUCCGACCCCUCCACCGGCGCAGAGCCAAGCUACAAUUGACUCGCCCAAAGAGCAGAGUCCUACGGACAAGGCUGUGGUGUCCCCAGUUUCAGUACUAAUCCCUGUCACAGUCUCCUCUGCACCUAAACUCGCCGUGGCCUCUGUACCGGCUCCAACUGUGCCUCCCCGCCUAGCCCAAAAGCCAGUCCUAGUGCCAGUUUCAACCCCUGUUCCAACCAAACCCCCUGUCCCAGCCCCAAGCCCUGUUCAAACCUUUGCCCCUGCACCAACUUUGUCCUGUGUCCCAACCUUAGUCCCAGCUCCAAGCUCUACCCAAGUCCCAACCCUAACCCCAGUCCCAACCCCGGCCCCACCUUUAGCCCCAGCACCACCAGCCCUCACCCCAUUCCUGGGCCUGGCCUCCCUCCAGCCCCUGUCCUCCUCCAUCCCCAACAGCAGUGUCCAGAGGGCCCAGUCGGUGCCCAGUGUGUGGAGUGUGGUCCACAGUGACGUUACUGUCCGACAGCCUGUCCCAGUGGUUCAGACUCCCAUGGCCACCAUGUGGGGGUCACAGCACACCCUGCGCGCCGUCAGCGAAACGGUCAAUUAGAGCCACGGCCACACCCUGGUCUGUGUAUGUGUGGGAGCACCAUAUCCCUACUCAGACUGCCCCUAACUGUGUGUGUACACACGAGAACAUAUUCCCUUCAUCAGCCCCUCUGACACUGUAUGCUCCACAGUUUGGAUAUGGCAGAACUGAUGCAUACGGUUCAUACAUCAGACACUAGGAUGGAAAGACAAGUGUUUUUAAAGACAGUGCUUUUUAAACAUUUUUAUCAGGACUUUUAAAACUUUUAUCCAAUGGAGGCUGUUGCUGGGCGGAACCUUUCAACGUUCCAGAGUACAUAAGCACGACAACACAGAGUUCUAUGAUGUAGUUUAACUCCCUUUUCCACUAUCUCAACUAUUUCCAAAAGGGGACAUUUCCUUCCCCUGUGAUAUGUUUUCUUUUUCUUUUUUUUUUUUUUUUACAGUUUUGAGGCCAGCACCAGUAGAGCUAGGCUCAUCAGUAGCAGUACUAGACUUGGUUGAAUGUAUUAAGACUGCUUUUAACUCCGGCUGUCUAGCCUGUCAAUCAUUCCCACCAAGGUUAAACAAGGGCGGGCCUGGGGCUGAGACAGGUAGGUGUGUGUUUUUCAAGCCCGAGCAUUGUGCUCCUCCAGUACAGUUUAUGCACUUUAGAUAUUUUCACUUUUUUGUACGGCCUUCACCUCUCCUCACAGUGCCGGAAGACAGGCGGAAGGGAAAUUGAUUGUAUUGCAGUGUGCCUGACUGCACUGCUCCAAUGUCUGUCUCCGCUCUCCUUGCCUUAAACUACUGUAAACAAGUGGCCACCAUGGAUUCUACAUUUUAAGACACACACUCUAAAUCAUCAGUUACAAAGAAUAUGAACUUAACUUUUAUUUUUUAUUUUUUUACCUAUUUCCAAAAUAGUAUCUUAGCAGGAAAGCAGUAUUUUUCUGUGUAUGUAUGUGUAUAUACACUACCGGUCAAAAGUUUUAGAACACCUACUCAU
Molecule: messenger RNA, 2696 nt
Organism: Coregonus clupeaformis (lake whitefish)
Lineage: Eukaryota; Metazoa; Chordata; Actinopteri; Salmoniformes; Salmonidae
Product: homeobox protein TGIF1-like
Exons: 3
Coding region: 273-1730 (485 amino acids)
Biological process (GO): regulation of transcription by RNA polymerase II
Molecular function (GO): DNA-binding transcription factor activity, RNA polymerase II-specific; RNA polymerase II cis-regulatory region sequence-specific DNA binding
Source: RefSeq, a predicted model, not a curated record